Pseudoliparis swirei is the source of this 669-nucleotide messenger RNA. RefSeq names its product ATPase H+ transporting V0 subunit e1 (gene atp6v0e1). Gene Ontology annotation, cellular component: proton-transporting V-type ATPase, V0 domain. The coding region runs from base 89 to 334 and encodes 81 amino acids. Gene Ontology annotation, molecular function: proton-transporting ATPase activity, rotational mechanism. The transcript has 3 exons. The record is from RefSeq and is a predicted model, not a curated record. Gene Ontology annotation, biological process: proton transmembrane transport. NCBI's taxonomy places the organism in Eukaryota, Metazoa, Chordata, Actinopteri, Perciformes, Liparidae.
UGACGCUGGCGGUUCCUGUCUGGCAGCUGAGGACUGAAGUCGUGUGAAGUUCGGACCUGUGCGGCUGCUCUCCUUUGUGAUCGGACCCAUGGCGGAGCUCGGCUUUGUGGUGGCCGUGUCCGUGGUGACCCUGUUCUGGGGCAUCGUGGGCGGCGUGGUGCCCUGGUUCAUCCCCAAAGGACCCAACCGAGGGGUGGUCGUCACCAUGCUGGUGCUGACUGCUGUCUGCUGCUACCUGUUCUGGUUGAUAGCAAUUCUGGCCCAGCUGAACCCACUUUUUGGACCCUCUCUGUCCAAUGAGACCAUCUGGUACCUGAACUACCACUGGGAGUGACCCGGGCGACGCGGCGGCGUUCCAAGAGAUGUUUCUUCUUAUUUCAUGCACAGAUUAAUUCCUGCUGAAUGGCCUUAAGCUCCUCAGACUCCUGUGUGAUUACUGAGUGGCGUCCACGCUGGUGCCUUGUACAAAAUGUUUCCCAAAGGACUUCUGAGAGAUCUCACUGGAUGUGCCUUACUUUAAAUUAAAAACAACCUUGUCUUAUGGUUUGUAUGUUAUGUAUAUCUGGUUUAUUGCUGUUGUUAAUAUACAUUGAUGUGCCUUGUGAUGUGUGUUCGUGAUGAUGUAAUGCAUUCCUUAGUUGUCGUAUAAUAAACCAAAAAUCAACACCA